AUGUAUAUUUUACUCAUUCUGGUCCUGCUGGUCGUAAUUGUGGGUUUUCUUGCCGGUGCCAUCAUUUUCCCUGCCUAUUCCUUGUACGUGUCUCCCUACCUUCCCACAUCGACCAAUCUCAACAACUUCGCAAGCAAUCAUUCGCGAAGCUUCACCGAACUGGGUCAGGAUCUUUUUGUGUAUAAAAACUUCUCCACCAGUGCUGUUCAUCUCCCCAAGAACUAUCUCUCCUUGCUCAACAUCACGAUCGAGCACGGUCUUUCUUCCUUUGCCGAAUGCAGCGACAUCCUCGAAGAAGGGAGAGAUCUCCUCCACUUCAUUGACGAUAUUCGAACCCUUUCCGACUCCAAAGAGUCCGUUCUGUCCUCCUUCCCGUCCAUCGACACCAUUCUUGCAGGCGUAAACGUGACUUUUUCGCCCUAUUAUGACUAUCUCCCCACGCAAGUCCCGCUCGUGCAGAGCGUAAUCACCUUCUUCAAAGCAGGGAACUAUUCGUUCGCAGCCAUCAAGCAGCUCACGGACGAACAGCACGUUUUUGCGCAGGAUCCGAUGGAGCUUCGGAUCUCCGACUUCAUGGAACUCGCGCUGAAUCCGCUCUCUUUAUUCAAUGCGUCCUUCCUGCAGGACGUCAAGCUGCUCUCCAGCGGCAUGAUUCAAAACGUCACGGACGUCACGAGCGAUUUCUAUGAGAAGUCCUCGUCGAUGUAUCAGCGACUGCACACUCUCACAGCCGCAUUUUUCAAUGGAGGCGAUCUGGGCGGGUUUGAAGAGAUCCCAGCGGAGUAUUUGGAGAUGUUCAAGCUGUUGCAGAGCAAGUAUUUGUUCUAUGUGGAGCGAGGAACGCGAUUCGUGCAGAUCGUUCCGCAGUUUACCAACUGUAUGGCGGAGCAGUCGAUGGAGCGGCUCCAGGAAUUGAAAGGGUUUGUGGUGAAGAAUUAUUUGGGAUACUUCAAGCGACAUUUCCUUUACACGUUGUUGGUUGUGCUGGUUGAAUUACUGCUGAUCGGAUUGUUGGUGUGGAUGAUUGUGGUGGGAGUGAGGCUUGCGAAAGAGACGCUGGCCUAUGCGAAGUCGCUGCUUGUUCAGACGUCAAUGAACACAGUGAAUGCCAUCAAUCAGCUGGGGAAGGCUAUGAAGGAGAAGGAGAAGGAGAAUUAG
Molecule: messenger RNA, 1158 nt
Organism: Blastocystis hominis
Lineage: Eukaryota; Bigyra; Opalinata; Blastocystidae
Exons: 1
Coding region: 1-1158 (385 amino acids)
Source: RefSeq, a predicted model, not a curated record